Messenger RNA from Austrofundulus limnaeus, 4997 nucleotides. RefSeq names its product terminal uridylyl transferase 4 (gene tut4). NCBI's taxonomy places the organism in Eukaryota, Metazoa, Chordata, Actinopteri, Cyprinodontiformes, Rivulidae. The record is from RefSeq and is a predicted model, not a curated record. Gene Ontology annotation, cellular component: nucleus. The coding region runs from base 182 to 4531 and encodes 1449 amino acids. Gene Ontology annotation, molecular function: RNA uridylyltransferase activity; zinc ion binding; nucleic acid binding. The transcript is spliced from 30 exons.
CUACCACGACACGGGAGUCUCCAGGCUGCAGCAGCACCCGUCUGGCUGACUGUUUUGAGCAGGGCCGUGGGAUGUUAAAAACAUGAAGAGGACCAUGGAGACAACAGAGCACUGACCAACAGCAGCUUUAAGUGGCCUGUCUCCCUGGUCAUCGUCACUGAGCUGUUGGGGACAGGGAGGGAUGGACGAGUCCAUAAGUACAGUAAAAUCAGUCAAACCGUUUCAGUCGCGGGGAGCCAAGGCUUUGUCGUCUCAGAAGUCCAACAAAGAGGCCUCGGUUCAGAGGGACGGGGUCAAGUCCACGCUGAGGAGCAAAGAAAACCUCACCGCUGCCAGGGAUGAGCGCACCGCCGGCGGCCCGGUGAGCCGCAUGGUCCCAGACGACAAGAAAAGAGGACGGCCCAACAGGGUGACCAGACUGACCGGGAGGACCGGUUCUGGAGAGCGCGGCAAAGCCAAGGGGGCCAACCCUCCUCAGCCGGGGUCUUCAGAGUCCAGGACCCCGGUCCCUGCAGACGGCUGCGGCUCGGCGGCUAAACGAGACACCGUCUCGCCGGUAAAACCCGCCACGCCUGAGKGGCGCCUCGCGGAGCAGGACAAGACGUCCACCGGAGCUUCGAUGAAGGACAAGUCUCACGUUCUGAAAGCUGCAGCUCCGAUGCAUCAGCACAGCAGAGAGGGAGCCGAGGACAGACCCCCCACAGAGGAGGGACGCCUCACGGAGCAGCAGCUGGGCCUCCGGCAGGUGGAGGAGCGCCUCUACAGAGACCACAUCCAGAGGCUGAUAAAGAAGUCUCCUGAGUUCCCAAACUACCAGUACUUCUGCAAACUGUGUUCGGUGCACAUCGAUAACAUCCAGGGAGGGUACAAACACAUCAAGGAGAAGAGACACAAGAAGAACUUAAUGGAGAAGCAGGAGGAGAACGAGCUGCUCGCCAUCCCGCCGCCCUCUGCCGCCCAGCUGAGAGCUCUGGACGCCGUCGUCAUGGAAACCGCCAGUCMACACGGGAUCUCAGAGGAGGACUUCGGGGUCCGGAAGGCGGUUGUGUCGAGGAUGGAUGAGAUCAUAAAGAGGCACCUGUCAGCUUGUUCCCUUCGUCUCUACGGUUCCUGUCUGACCCGCUUUGCUUUCAAAACAAGCGACAUCAACAUCGACGUCAUCUUUCCUUCCACGAUGACCCAACCUGAAGUCCUGAUCCAGGUGCUAGAAAUCCUCAAAAACAGAUCUGAAUUUUCUGAGGUGGAGUCAGAUUUUCACYCCAAAGUUCCUGCUGUGUUCUGUCGGGACCGAAGCAGUGGCCUGAUGUGUAAAGUGAGUGCAGGGAAUAAUGUCGCCUGUCUCACCACCAGCCACCUGGCAGCGUUGGCUAAACUGGAGCCCAGACUGGUUCCGCUGGUGCUGGCCUUCCGCUGCUGGGCCAGGCUGUGUCACAUCGACUGUCAGGCCGAAGGUGGGAUCCCUUCGUACUCCUUCGCCCUGAUGGUCAUCUUCUUCCUGCAGCAGAGGAAGGAGCCCGUCCUGCCCGUCUAUCUGGGCCACUGGAUGGAAGGAUUCGAUGUGAAGCGAGUAGACGAGUACCAUCUGACCGGCAUCGUUCAGGAAGCGUUCGUUAAGUGGGAACGAAGACGUCCCAACACCGCUGAGGGACGAGGGGAGAACCACGGCGAGGCCAGAGGGAACGGCACAAAACCAGAACCCAGUAAAUCUGAUGCCUUUCAUCCGUCAGAGGGCCAGAGCCGUUUAGCCUUGAAGCAGASGAAGGAGGCGUCUCUGGGCCAGCUGUGGUUGGAGCUCUUCCGUUUCUACACCCUGGAGUUCGCUCUGGAGGAGAACAUCAUCAGCAUCCGCCUGAAACAGCUCCUCUCCCGGGAGGUGAAGAACUGGCCCCGGCGCCGGCUCGCCAUCGAAGACCCUUUCGCUUUCAAGAGGAACGUGGCCCGCAGCCUGAACAGCCAGAUGGUGUUCGAGUACAUCCAAGAGUGUUUCAGAGCGGCGUACAAAUACUUCGCCGUCCCUCAGAGGAGGAGCGCAGGAGGGACGACGAGGAGAGGGGAGGACGGGGAGACGACGGGACGGCAGGGGACACAGGAGGAUGAGGAGUCUGACAGCGAUGAGGAAGAUGGUUUAGAUCUGAUGGUGGAUGGAAACAAAGCGUCCUCCUCUGACCUGCUGGACAGAGAGGAGGAGGAGGAGGAGGAGGAUCUGCUCUACAUGUUUGAUAAGAUGAUUUUCACCGGAGGAAAGCCUCCGACAGUCGUGUGCAGCAUCUGCAAACGGGACGGCCACCUGAAAGACGAGUGUCCCGAAGACUUCAAGAAGAUCGAGCUGAAGCCCCUGCCUCCGAUGAACGACCGCUUCAGGAACAUCCUGGACGGGCUCUGCAAACUCUGCUACUAUGAGUUGUCGCCGUCGCUCUUGGAGCAGCAGAAGAGGGAGCAGAUCCUGGCCGGUCUGGAGCGGUUCAUCAGGAAGGAGUACAACGAAAAAGCUCAGCUCUGCUUGUUCGGCUCUUCCAAAAACGGUUUCGGUUUCCGAGACAGCGACCUGGACAUCUGCAUGACCCUGGAGGGUCACGAGACCGCAGAGAAGCUGAACUGUAAAGAAAUCAUUGAAGGUCUUGCGAAAGUAUUAAAGAAGCACACAGGUUUGAGGAACAUUCUGCCCAUCACCACAGCUAAAGUGCCUAUAGUGAAGUUUGAACACAGACAGAGUGGCCUGGAGGGAGACGUCAGCCUCUAUAACACCCUGGCCCAACACAACACCCGGAUGCUGGCGACGUACGCAGCUCUGGAUCCACGUGUGCAGUUCCUGGGAUACACCAUGAAGGUCUUUGCAAAGCGCUGCGACAUCGGGGACGCCUCCAGAGGAAGCCUCUCGUCUUACGCCUACAUCCUGAUGGUGCUUUACUUCCUGCAGCAGAGGCAGCCGCCCGUCAUCCCUGUCCUGCAGGAGAUUUUCGACGGUCCGACGGUCCCACAGCGGAUGGUGGACGGCUGGAACGCGUUCUUCUUUGACGACCUCGUGGAGCUGCGUCAGCGCCUCUCCAGCUGUCAGCCCAACAUGGAGUCGGUGGGCGAGCUGUGGCUGGGCCUGCUGCGCUUCUACACGGAGGAGUUCGACUUCAAAGAACACGUCAUCAGCAUUCGCCAGAAGAAACGCCUCACCACCUUCGAGAAGCAGUGGACCAGUAAAUGCAUCGCCAUCGAAGAUCCCUUUGAUUUGAAUCAUAAUCUCGGUGCUGGAGUUUCUCGUAAAAUGACCAACUUCAUCAUGAAGGCCUUCAUCAACGGGCGGAAGCUGUUCGGAACGCCCUUCUAUCCCAUCCCCGGCACAGAAGUGGACUACUUCUUCGACUCGAAGGUGCUGACGGACGGCGAGCUGGCGCCCAACGACAGGUGCUGCAGGAUCUGCGGGAAGAUCGGACACUACAUGAAGGACUGCCCCAAGAAGCACAGAAUGAAGAAGAAGGACAACGAGAAGGACGACGACUCCAAAGAGGAGGAGCGGGACCUGAAGGAGAGACGGUGUUUCCAGUGUGGGGACGUUGGACACGUUCGGAGAGACUGUCCCGAGUACCACCACCUCAAACAGAGGACUGGGGGGGCACCAGCUCCUCACAUGGUUCGAGGCGUGCCGAGCUCCCAGUCCAUUCCCAUCCCUCCGGGCGCCGCAGACGGCCCCCCCAGGACCCGGCAGCCCUCUGAGUGUUCCGACAGUCUGCAGACUCCGCCCUACUCCCCGCAGCCCGCCUCCGUCCCGCAGAGCUCCCCCCUGUCCUCCAGAUCCCCUCAGCCCUCCCACAGCAAGACCCCGUCUGUUGGUCCCCAGAAGACGCCCCCCCARGCACAGGUCCCCUUAUCUCUCUUUAGCUUCCCUCCCUCCCCCUCGGGUCAGUACCACCCAAGUGCCCUCAGCGCUCUGGGGCUCCUCCCCUCCCCCCAGUCCCACCAGUCCCAGGGCCAGCCCCCACCGCACCCGGUCCACAUGUCCCCCACCUGGCCCAUCCACGGCCCGGUCCUCACGUCCUCCUCGGCCCCGGCCCCCUCCCCGCCCGGCCUGAAGUUCGCCCUGCGCUCGGUGUCGGGAAACGGGACCCCCGCGGGCGGCGGGGGGAGCCCCGGCUCCGUGAACCUGAACGACCCCAGCAUCAUCUUCGCCCAGCCGGCGGCCAGACAGCUGGGCGUGGGGGGGCUGGGGCGGGAGGGGCACUGGCACGAGCACCUGGCUCAACCCGGGUCGCUCAUGGGCAACGGCACUGUGGUGAAGUCAGAGUCGGCCCACCAGGCCCAGCUGGACGCUCUGAGCCAGGCCUCGCGGCUCUGGGAGCACAACAAACCGCCGCAGUACACCCUGUCCCCAUCGUGGCCCUACAGGAUGCCGCAGAACUUCCUCCAGCAGGGCAGCAGAGACUUCCAGCUGGGAAAGACCUUCGUGGCCCAAGGUUCUGUGAUGCAGCCGAACCCAAACUUCCCUCUGGUCCCUCACGUCCGGCAUCCAGUCAACCUGAAUUUCAUCCAGCAGAAGAAAUAAUCUCUUUUUAUUUUUUGCUUUUACGGUCAGUAAAACAACUUCAUGUACUUGUUGCAUCACGACCUCCAGGAAAACAAUCUUUUUAAUGAAUUUUAUCAUUCUUGUACAGUUUUGUGUUUAUUUUUAGGUUGUUUUUUUUUUGGUCUCAUUACAUUGAUUUGUGAUACAAAUGUCAAAUAUUUUAAUACCCCUGUUUUCGAGGGGGUCCAAAAAAAGUGUUUUUUAUUUUCUGUGUAAAAAAAUAACAAAAAAAGCAAAGAAAAAAAGUAAACCUUUAUUUUUAUUAGCUGUAAUCAUGCUUUGCUCACUGACAGGUGAAGGAUUUGAGUAGAUGUUUGUUUUAAAAACAAUCUAAUGUGUUGCCCCCCCAAGUCCAGCAUGUAGUUUCAAAUACAGAGAUAGCAAGAAAAAAAAACAACAAAAAAUCAUAAAUCAAAAAAAAAAAAAAUAAAGUAAAUGAAAACAA